Morus notabilis is the source of this 622-nucleotide messenger RNA. Its product is annotated as ubiquitin-like protein 5. The record is from RefSeq and is a predicted model, not a curated record. NCBI's taxonomy places the organism in Eukaryota, Viridiplantae, Streptophyta, Magnoliopsida, Rosales, Moraceae. Gene Ontology annotation, molecular function: protein binding; protein tag activity. The coding region runs from base 113 to 334 and encodes 73 amino acids. The transcript is spliced from 2 exons. Gene Ontology annotation, cellular component: cytoplasm; nucleus. Gene Ontology annotation, biological process: mRNA splicing, via spliceosome; protein modification process.
CACGCGCUCAAGUCCCUUUUUUAUGAGUCUUUUGGCCCUGGAAGACUCGAGUAAAAGACAAAAUCACGAAUUUGGGAAUUAGGGUUUGCGAUCAAGAAGAAAGAAGGAGAAGAUGAUCGAGGUGGUGUUGAACGAUCGGCUGGGGAAGAAGGUGAGGGUGAAGUGCAACGACGACGACACCAUUGGAGACCUGAAGAAGCUCGUGGCGGCUCAGACAGGCACGAGAGCCGACAAGAUUCGGAUUCAGAAGUGGUACAACAUCUACAAGGACCACAUCACUCUCAAGGACUACGAAAUCCAUGACGGGAUGGGCCUCGAGCUCUACUACAACUGAUUUCGCCCUCCUGCCGUACGUAUGUUCUAUACACUAGCGAAAGCUUGGGAGAUGGAUGCCAUUUCUAAAUCUCAACUUGUCCGAAUGAACUUGCUGUUAUGAUGUUGGUUUACCUAAAAAUGUCCUAUACUUUUCUUAUGCUGGUUGGCACUUCAUUACUUGUCUAGAUGUGCCAAUCCAACUUGCCUGCGAGUCUUUAAGUGUCUGACUUACAUAAAUUUAAAUUUCAACUCUUUGCCGUGUGUCUUGUUAUUCAAUAUGUGAUUGUGGCGUUUUAUGGUUUUUGCA